CAUAUAAAAAAAAAGACCCCUGUUAGCAGUGGCGUACGCAGGGGGAGCCGAGGCCCCCCCCCCCCCUUGAGACGAAAAAGUCCUGAAGGGGGGUACAGGAAAAAAUACUUUCGCAUGAUAAAAAAUUUUUUGUGCCAUGGCGGCCCCCCCCCCUUGAAAAAUUUCUGCGUAAGCCACUGUCUGUUAGCCUAACCUCUGUAGGAUAAAAAUAUGAAAAAACAUUGUAACUGGUCUUACUAAUCAUAGGAAGGUUAUUUCGACAUACAUUUCAUCACCAUCCUUUUAAUUAAUCCAAUAAGAAAGUAGUUUAUAUAUAUUAGAGUCAGAUGUUAUUGAUAUACGUUCUUCGAUUGUAUAUCAACAAUGUCUGUUGCGACUUGUAAUGAUUUCUGACUGCCAUCUGUGAGUAGACAAUGGUUCAAAUAUUUACCCGUAUACUUAAACAAUUUUCUUUAGAUUAUAUUUCAUAAAAUUCAUUGUGUUUUUUUUUUGUUUUUAGCUCGUCCAGCUGCUUCAUCAAUUGAAAGUCUUGAUGAAGUUGAAUCAUCUCCACAUUUACCUAUAGUUAAUCGAUCUCAUGAUUCUGGUUUAGCUGCAUCUGAUCAACCAUUUAAUGAUGAUAGUUCCGAAAUAAGUGAACAUUUUCGACGUAAUAUAAUACCUGUAUUAACACCAUUACCGGAUUGGACAUCAUCAAUAGUUUGUGGUAAAGGUAUUGUAUUAACAAGUAUAAUUAUAAAUAAUUCAAAUACAUCAAUAACACGACGUCGUAGUUCAAAAAAUACAUAUAAACCAUCAAAACAAUUUUUAGAACGAGAAAAACUAACAAAUAAUACAACAGAUGAUUCAGAUAAUAAUUCAAGUAUACGUUCAUCAUCAACAACAAUUCAUAAUAUAACAAUAGGAAAAUUAAAACGUUCAAAAUCUUUAUCACGUCAUUCAUCAUUAGGUAGUGGUGAACAUAAACACCAACACCAACAACAACAGCAACAACAACAAAAACAUUUAGCAAAAGAAUCUCGACGUUUAACAACUAAUGAUGUUAAACGUACAUCAUCAUUAAAACAAUUUCAUCAUUCAUCGGAUGAAGGAGGUGAUGAUGAUGACGAACAAAACAAUGCAUUAAUAUCGAAUAAAAAUAAAAAUUCCUUAACAAAUGAACGACGAACAAAAUUAACAAAACCAAAAACAAAUAUUAUUAAAAAAAAUAUUAAUGAAGAAAGCAUGACAACAAGGUUUGUUACAUAGACAAUCAAAUCAUAUUUUCUUUUUUAAUACAGAAUGAAAAUUCAAGAAUUUUUGAUAAUACAAUAGGACAUCUUUUUUAUGUUAAUUAUCUAUUAGGACUGAAUAGAAUGCAAUAGGACGAAAAAAAAGACGUUCUAUGAGAUCAGUUUGUUUGUCCUAUCGCUUGAAACAAUUUAUCUAAAGGCUUUCUUAUUCUAUCAUUUCCUUUGGAGAGUAGCUGAUUUGACAUGGAAUAUUUUAUAUCAAUCAUGUAAAUUCUACUUAUUUUUCAAAAACAAAAUUAUGGAUCUUGUUGAGUUCUUACAUAUACGAUAGUGAAUUUAUUGAGAUCUAUUUUAAUUUACUGAACUGAAUUGAAAUUUAGGAUUGAUUUUCCAUCGCUGUAGUCUUAGCUUCUGUUAAAUUUAUUUAAUUUUGCCAGAUUACUAAGUGUUAUUGAAAAUUCUUUCAUACUUUGCUGCUAUGUCAUAGAUUUUUUUCAGACUCUAUUGAACUUGAUAAUUAUUGAGAUACAUCAAAACUUUCAAUCUAUCAUUAGUUUUGUUUUCUAAAUGGAAACUUAUCGUAAAAAAAUUUCUUGGGAUCAUGACAUUUUAUUCAAAUAAUCAACAGUAUGUGUGAAAAUACUCGAAUAAGUCUCAAGCGCAUAGCACUUAAAAAAUAAGCAGUGUUUGUUUUCAUUGUUUAAACUUCUGUAAAAACAUGAAAAGUUUUUACAUAAAAGAAAAAAGAAAGAAACUAUUUCUAUUGAAAAGAGAAGACUCAUAAUCAGAUGAAAAAUUACCUUGAGUUCAUAUUUUAGGAAAUUCACAUUUUUUUUUUUUUCAUAAGAAAAAAAUCUUUGAUUAAAAAAAUUAAUCAAGUACAUUCAACUUCUUAUAAUCACUAUCAAUUUUCGUUUGAAUGAACCAGAUGUCGUGAUAUAAUUUAAUUGAAUAGAUCACUCUAUCAACUUCUAAUCACUAUUGAAUCGUUUUGUUUGUCUUGCUGAGCAACAGUAUAAGAGU
Messenger RNA from Rotaria sp. Silwood2, 2255 nucleotides. The record is from the annotation of a GenBank genome assembly. NCBI's taxonomy places the organism in Eukaryota, Metazoa, Rotifera, Eurotatoria, Philodinida, Philodinidae.